Bombus huntii is the source of this 1874-nucleotide messenger RNA. RefSeq lists its product as uncharacterized. The record is from RefSeq and is a predicted model, not a curated record. Bases 107 to 1042 code for a protein of 311 amino acids. The transcript is spliced from 7 exons. Lineage: Eukaryota; Metazoa; Arthropoda; Insecta; Hymenoptera; Apidae.
ACGGGCCUCGCGCUCCGCCAGGUACACAUCUCGCCUCACGCACUCGCGUCCACGCUCGCACGCUAUCUAACAAACGAAGCUGAGUAUCGAAAGAGGAGGAAGCAAAAUGAGGAUAACUUACGUGCUCUUUGGCCUCGCGUUGCUCGUUGCCUACGUACACUCGAGCCCUAUCGUCAAAAGGGAAGCGGAAUCCGAGGAUCUCAAUCCAUUGAACGAGAUAUACAUCGUGGAGGCCGACGAUGAUCAGGCUGCGGAUGGAGACAGGACCGACAGGGAUAAGAGGAAAGUCGGCGUCAUCAAGCUGGGCGUGUCCAAUGGAAUAAUCAAUUUCGUUUUCGGCAAGCUGGAUUCCUUCAUCGAUGCGAAAACUAAAGCGCUGGGUACGUUGGACGAGGCAAAUAAAGUAAAGAACGCUGCGUAUGGCAUUGAUAACAAAUAUUCGGCAACCAGCAAGUUCAUCAGUGAUCUGGUCGCUUCGAAACUGAAAGCAGCGAGCGGAAGCAUCGGACCGGUACUAAACAGCGCGCAAACUUUCGUCUCUAGCUUCAAGCACGGAUUGGCUGGUGCUACCGCUUCGAAAUUGCAGCCGCUUGCUGCCCUCGCCGGUGGCUUGUCCUCUCAUUCGACGCCCGAUUCGCAUGGACACAACGGAGACGAAGGAAACGGAGACUCGUCAAACGCGCUCGCGCUUAUUGGGAACCUUUUGUCUAAGAAGAUCAGCAGCUUGAGUCAGUUGAGUCAGAACAAAGACGUCGGACAUUCUGGUCUUAGCGAAGGAAGCACCGGCUACGGAUCGUACGGACAUGUUAGCGACGGGAAACCGAUUUCGGUCACCACAGAAGAUAUCCCCACUUUCGAUAGGAUGAGGGUGUCCUUGGACGUACCACCAUCUGUAUUCGGUUCUGGUUUCACCUUACUUACCAAUGUCAGCAAAAUCCUGAGCAGGAUGAUAAUGAAUUCAGCACGUCGAACACAAUCAACCGUAGAACUGCUUAAACCAAUAUUCAAUACUGUCCUUUUCUCUGGUGAAAAGACUCACUAGAAGGAACUCUUCGGAGGCGGCAAUCAAAUAGCUCAAUUAUUACUUCAAGCAUUUUCACGGGGUCCUGUUUGACACACGCCAUUCUUCGGGAACGAAUCGAGAGGCGGGCUCCAGUGAUCCUUGCAAAUAGUCUGAAUUAUCAAGAUAGAAUCCAAAUUAUGGAAUAUUCGUCGUUUCUUUCUUUUUUUCUUUUUUUUUUACGAGAAUCCUGAUCGGAAGGACCUUAGGUGAAAUUGGAGGUGCCUGUUAGAUAUUUUACCAAAGAAAUUUAUUUUCUACGGGAAGAACUAUAUUUAUCGACCUUUUUGUACGUUGAUUAACUCAAUCGAAACUAAAUUCUUUUCUAUCCUUUGAGGAAAAAUUGUUCCUAAUUAAAUAUGAAUAAUGAAAAUGUCACCUCGGAUAAUUUUGAAGAGAAGACGUAGCCCAUUAAAAUGCCAGAUCAUUUUUGUCAAGAACAAAUACAUUUGUUAUUCAACUAUGUAGUAACUUAUGAAAGAACAAGGUUGUGUAGACGAAACAUGGAAUCUGCAGAGAUUAAACUCGCAAUUUAUAGCUAACAUCAACGAAGGCUGAUUUUAUGGAAUUUCGACGAUGGCUGCGAUCGCGGUUAAUCGUUCGUCGCUUCGUUCCUAUCGAAUUCGUUGCCAUAAAUUAUUGUUCGCCAAGCCGAUAGUUCAAUGGUCGCGUGCCGAUGUCAAGGAAAUACAACGCUGCAAUAAUUUACAUAUUACACGGUUGUUGCUUUAACAAAUUAAAUAACAAUGUGCGAUAUCAGAAUCGUGGAGAAGUGUUGCGAGCACUUAUUACAAAUACAAACUUGUUAACUGUA